This is a messenger RNA of Purpureocillium takamizusanense, 402 nucleotides long. RefSeq lists its product as uncharacterized. Bases 1 to 402 code for a protein of 133 amino acids. Lineage: Eukaryota; Fungi; Ascomycota; Sordariomycetes; Hypocreales; Ophiocordycipitaceae. The record is from RefSeq and is a predicted model, not a curated record. The transcript is spliced from 2 exons.
AUGGUCAACAGCGUCCUGGACCUCUUGACGCGCGGCAUGCCGGCCGACACGGCGCGCGACAUGAUACGCACGGCGUCGGGGCACCUCAACGGCAUCUACGACGCGUGCGGGCCCAGCGUCGAGGCCAACGUCCGGGUGGCGUUCCUCAACAGGCGGCUGUACCGGCUGUGCACCGACGACAGGGUCUUUGUCACCUUUGUCCCCCUCGUGCACUGGCAGACGGCUGAGGUCAUUCCGAGGUUUCCCGGGUCCAUCCUGGAGCUCCUCUGCAUGACUGAUGCCGACUUGGUCCGGGCGCUGGAGUGUCUCGGAGAGCGGCCUCGAGAGGAGAAUUGGAACCGAGCGCAGAAGCUGCGCCGGCUCGGUCGGCGGUGGAUUGCCGGAUUCGAUUAUCUCAUCUAA